CCGUACUAGCCCUCUGCCUGAUCACAGGGCUGAUGCUCUUGUACGGCUACACCCGGACCUCUCCAUGGAGGUUUGACCUUCUGAUUGGACAGACCAUCCCGCCGCGUGUGAGUCGACCAUGGUACAUGGAUGUGGGUCCAGACGAUUGUGGAUCUUGGAAUUCGACUUGGGCCGAGGUGGACGACCCGCUCGGGUGCAGCCGAGCGAAGCGAUACAGACAAGUGGAAAAGGUUUUGAAGCGAGAACAAGAGGGAGGACACCCUCUUGGACAUUUACACACUCCCACAACAUUCACGCUCUCCAGUCCCUCCUCUCUUGUUACCUUCCUCUGUCUGAUCCAGCCCACGUCGAUUGUCCGCCCAGACCCCUCAUCAUCGCUGGUUGGUGGUACACCGCUUUGGUCCUUGAGCACGCUACCACAGGCGAAACGAUAUGGAUGACGAGUCUCGUAGAAAUGCUGGACGAACUGAGAUUUUUUUGGAUCGCCGUGGGACCUUAUGAGAAUUGGAUAGAGGUCGUGGAGAUGGUGCCUGAUAUCUACCGAUCAAUUUGGGUUGCCGAUGUCGAAAUCGUUUCCUGCGUGACGGAUCCACGAUGCAUAGCGGCGGCGGAUUACACACCGCCAAUCGGCGAAGAGAAUCUCUCGAGAGUAAUACCAGAUGAAGACCGUGGAAGCAUUCCCAUCUGGGCUCUGACUGUCGUUGAUUAUUGGGGAGCAAGACCGCUGGAGAUCGCCAAUAAUGACUACUGGUGGGGAUUGACGGAAUACGGAGACUGGACGUAUCAUCCACUAGGUCAGCAGUGGAUAGCGACCCCCUGGCCUCAGCCUGGACAUACGCAUCUGCCCUAUUCCAUCGAAAAGUCAUGCCUUGCCCUGUCCCAUAUCCCGCAACAAGAUCGGAACGACUCGAUACUCAUCUAUGCCAAGCGGUCAAGAUAUUUCGACUUCCACUAUGUGUCCCCGAGAUCGUUCUGGACGCAAUUGGCAGCUGAGAAGCUCAAUCCUAGAGUCACAAUCCUGACGACAGCUCGAGAGGAGCCCGAUCAUCAGCUCCCUGAUGGUCUCGUUGUACUCCCGCGACAGACUCGAACCGACUACGAGCAUCUGGUAGGCAACGUCAAGGCGAUCCUCGGAAUCGGCGCGCCAUCACAAAGUCCAAGUGUGUACACUGCAUUGUGCCAAGGAACCCCCGUUAUCGUCCCUUAUUUUGAGAAAAACAUGCGGCAGGAUGGAUGGUACCGGUACUCCGGGACCGCUCAACACGGUCCGGCAGCAUCCAUUGGGGAACCAUAUGUCUACACCUAUUACGCCCAAAAUUACGAUUCCUUAUUGGCAGCGGUUCAGAAAGCCGUGACGACCCCGAUUCAACGAUACAUCCCUCCUGAUAUGCGAUAUGAUUACGCACUGACGAAAAUGAAGGAGUUCUUGGAUCGAGAUACGCAGGGAGACUACGAGAGGAUAGUCCGGCGGCGAGGUGGCGUGCCACCUUUACAAGCUGGCUUGAGAGAAAGAUGUUAUGAGCUUGGAAGGUGUCGACCAACUUUGCCACCCGGUCAACGGUCGAGAGUCCUUUGAGCUUCGAGGGCGGAUCAUCGCUGCGACCGAAGAACUGUCAGGCGGAGACGGAAAUACGACAGCGCCAAAUUGUGUUUCAUCGAUCUCGGCGCGAAUCGCUAAUCCAUGCAAAACGUUUUGAUUAUAGUAUACCUAGACGGCAAACAAGCUAGCAUCCUCCCUUGUCCCCGCCAGAUCGAUCUCCCCGCUACAUGCAGUCUUAUGACGCCUUCCUCCCCUCUCCCAACAAGACCUCCUCUGUCGGUUCUCCGCCAAG
Molecule: messenger RNA, 1832 nt
Organism: Kockovaella imperatae
Lineage: Eukaryota; Fungi; Basidiomycota; Tremellomycetes; Tremellales; Cuniculitremaceae
Exons: 7
Coding region: 119-1576 (485 amino acids)
Biological process (GO): protein N-linked glycosylation
Cellular component (GO): Golgi apparatus
Molecular function (GO): alpha-1,6-mannosylglycoprotein 6-beta-N-acetylglucosaminyltransferase activity
Source: RefSeq, a predicted model, not a curated record